Nicotiana tabacum (common tobacco) is the source of this 3133-nucleotide messenger RNA. RefSeq lists its product as uncharacterized. The record is from RefSeq and is a predicted model, not a curated record. NCBI's taxonomy places the organism in Eukaryota, Viridiplantae, Streptophyta, Magnoliopsida, Solanales, Solanaceae. Gene Ontology annotation, molecular function: protein binding.
CCAGCUUCCUAGUUUCGCUGGCUGGUUUAUACACAUUGCAACAAUUUCUACAAAUAUCAUUGGAAAAACCCUUUUGCUGAAUCAUAAUUUCUUGCAAUAUAAGGCCCUUUAUAUCUCCUGGGAAUUUUUUCUUAAUCUCUGGUAAUUCUCUGAUACAUAGAAAUGCCAGCUUUAUAAUUUUUUCAUAUGAUUCAGACCCAUAAAAUCGCAAUAGAAUGUGUUGCUAAGAACCAAGAACCAUCUGGGUGUUAGUUAGUUCUUUUGUUGGUCUUGAGGUUUCUCAUUGUAUUAGUUUGAAUCCAUAAUUUGUUUUUCUUGGCUUAGUUGUUUGAUGAAAAUGGAACAUGGUUUCUGAUGAUUUUGAUGGUUAAUGAUGUUGGGGUUCUUCAUUCUCGAAAUGGGCAUUCAACAUUUUGCUAAUAUAUUGAACUGAAGGUUAGUGGUAUUUUGUGAUAUUGCUUAUAUUGAAUUGAACAUUAGUGGUAUUUGAGACAUUGCUUAUAUAUUGAAGUGAAGAUUAGUGGUAUUUUGAGAUAUUGCUUGUGUAUUGAACUGAAGACUAGUGGUACUGUGAGAUAUCGUUAAUUUAUUGAAGUGAAGAUUAGUGGUAUUUUGAGAUAUUGCUUGUGUAUUGAACUGAAGACUAGUGGUACUGUGAGAUAUCGUUAAUUUAUUGAAGUGAAGAUUAGUGGUAUUUCGAGAUAUUGCUUAUGUGUUGAACUGAAGAUUAGUUGGUAUUCAAGAUUUUGCAUUUCUACUGAAGUGAGGCUUAGUGGUAUUUUGAGAUAUUGCUUGUGUAUUGAACUGAAUAUUAGAGGGUACUCAAGAUUUUGUUAAUAUUGAAUGAAAGAUUAGUUCUUGGUUGGUGUAUAUGUUUGAAAUUGAGGGAGAGAGCAUCAGAACAUGCUCGCUCUGCGCCUGGUUCGCAGAUUUGGAACUGCGAGUCACAUUGCUGCUGCCACAGCUAUUGCUUCCUCAGGUGCUGCUGGUAAGAAUUCCAGUAAAGGUUUAGUAUCUAAAAGAAAGCCGUUAAAAGUAGAUGAACCUGCACUUAUUAAGCUAAAAAGGGAAAGGAACCCUGAGAAGUUGUUUCAGUUAUUUAAGGAGAAUGCUCAUAAUAAGGUUGUUGUUGAGAACCGCUUUGUGUUUGAAGACACGGUUUCUCGCUUAGCAGGUGCGGGCAGGUUUGAUUAUAUUGAAAAUCUGCUUGAGCAUCAGAAGACUCUGCCGCAAGGUCGGCGUGAAGGUUUCAUUAUUCGGCUUAUAAUGCUCUACGGGAAGGCUGGGAUGACACAGCAUGCUGUAAAUACCUUCUAUGAUAUGCAUUUAUAUGGUUGUCCGCGGACUAUUAAGUCAUUCAACGCUGCACUCAAGGUUUUGACUCAAUCUCGUGAUUUGAAGGCGAUUGAGUCAUUCCUGUGGGAUGUUCCUGAGAAGUUCUCCAUCAAUAUAGAUAUACUUUCAGUAAAUACAGUCAUUAGCUCAUUUUGUGAAAUGGGUAUCUUGGAGAAGGCUUAUUUGGUCAUGGUUGAGAUGGAAAAGUUAGGUAUAACACCUGAUGUUUUUACAUAUACGACACUUAUAUCUGCCUUUUAUAAAGUCAACAGAUGGCAGAUUGGUGAUGGAUUGUGGAACCUCAUGGUCGGUAAGGGAUGUAUGCCUAAUGUUGCUACCUUUAACGUUAGAAUUCAAUUCUUAGUAAAUGUGGGGCUUGCUUGGGAAGCUAAUAAAUUGUUGCUGUUAAUGAAACAUAUUGGGAUAACUCCUGAUGAGGUUACGUACAAUUUAGUGAUCAAAGGCUUUUGCCGAGCAGAGAAUCUUGAUAUGGCAAAAAGAAUCUAUUCUGCCUUACGUGGUGCAGGCUUCAAGCCAAAUGCUAAAAUCUAUCAGACAAUGAUUCAUUACCUGUCUAGAGCUGGUGAGUUUGAUUUGGCAUAUUCAAUGUGUAGAGAUAGCAUGCAAAAGAAUUGGUUUCCAAGUCUUGAUAGUAUUAAAAAGUUACUUGAAGGGCUGUGCAAAGAUGGAACGGAGGAAAAGAUGGGAAAGGCUCGAUUUUUAAUCAUCCUGGCUAAGAAAAAGAUACCUCCUUUCUCAUCAGACGCUUUGAAUGUGAUGCAGUCAAUAAUAGCUUGUAGUUAAAAGUACAGAAACGUUAAUUUCUGCUCACUGGUUUAGCUGAUUUUGCAGCAACUUGUAUAAUCCACAAAGCUCCAUUCUCUUUUUGGUGAAGCAGAAGUGAUGAGCUAUUAGUUCUAUGGAUUAUGAGCCUCUAAAAAGAAGAUAAGUUGUAAUUUAUCAAGAAAUAAGUUCCUACUCUUUCCAGAAAGUGCAAUGGGGACUGAAAGAUGUUUGGAAGUACACUGGCAACCUAAUUUGUUUGGAGAAUAAUCCAGUGUUCUCAUGCGCCUCACCAAAGGAUAUACCGUUACAAUGUAUCAAUUUGCUUGUGAGUUUGAGCUGGUUGCCUUCAAGAAAACCGUGAAUUCUGAAAUUGAAGAGAGGGUUUUCAUCGACUUCAAUUGAUCCAACACGGGUCACUCCAAUUUCAUGCUUAUUUAGGAUCUUUGGUAAAUCAUAAGAGGAGGGCAACCUUCAAAAGCUUUUGUGGAUGUAUGAUGAAUAAUGAACAUGUACAUAACUAUGCAAGGACAUCCUAUUACCAGUUAAAUACAUCAACUUGGCAAUGCAAAAUAUAGAAAUUUCCCUCUGUGCUUCAGCGAUAAACAGCGAGAAGCACGUUAAAUGGAGUAGUUUCAGGUAUUUGUGAAGCUCACAGCGUCUGAGUAUAGAACCAGCAGUCUCCACCUCUUGAAAGAUGAGGAAAGCGACUGAUUCACAAAGGAGUUUUUGCUGACAGAUGAUGCCAUAUCGUGCUCGUUCGUUUCAGUCUGCUAUCAAUCCAUUUGAUCAAACAAAUAGAAACAGUCAAGUGAUGCUUCUCUAUUGCUGUGCUUGGCCGGCACUAUGGAUAACUUCUGGAGCAUGGGCCUCAGUCUUCUCUAACGGUUUAUGAAGAAACAUAUGGCAUUUUCAGUUCAAUGUGCACAACUGUGUGAAUCUGCCAGCGCGUUAACAUUGCUAGUUCAGCAUCGUAGAGAACCUUUAGUUAUCAGGGGUUUUGAAUUAUACUAUU